This is a messenger RNA of Sinocyclocheilus grahami, 966 nucleotides long. RefSeq lists its product as uncharacterized. NCBI's taxonomy places the organism in Eukaryota, Metazoa, Chordata, Actinopteri, Cypriniformes, Cyprinidae. The record is from RefSeq and is a predicted model, not a curated record. The transcript is spliced from 5 exons. Bases 13 to 966 code for a protein of 317 amino acids. Gene Ontology annotation, biological process: response to bacterium.
AGGACCUCAACUAUGUUUAAAGUACUUCUGAUAUUUUUUCUACCCUCAAGGACAGGCUUCAUCGCAUCUGCUGCUGUAUUUCAAAAGAAAGUCCUGGAGACCUUCACUGCAGGCGAAAUUAUAACUUUAGAGUGCUUGAUAUCUCAAAGCUAUGAAAACUAUUUCUCUUGGUUCAAGCAAUCUCUGGGAGAAGCUCCAAUAUGCAUCCUCAGUCUCUAUGCUGAAACUUCAACACCAACAUUUUAUGGAGACUUCAAGAAUGACAAGAGAUUUACAGUUCUAAAGCAAGGAAGUAUUUUUGCUCUAACCAUAAAAGAUACAAAGCCAUCGGAUACUGGAAUCUAUUACUGUGGUGCCCGUGACUAUGAUCUUAUAACUUUUAGUAGUGGGCUGUUUUUAAACUACAAAGGGGUGAAUACAAGACAACAUCAUAUUAAGCAGUUUUUGUCUGCAAUGGACUCGGGUACUCUGGUAAAUGAGCAUGAGUUUAACACAGGAGACUCUGUGAAUCUUCACUGUUCAGUUCUCACUGAGAAAUGUGUAGGACAUCACAGCAUCUACUGGUUUAGACAUGAAUCGGGAGAUACACAUCCAGGAAUCAUUUACAAGCAUGGAAACAUAAAUGAUCAAUGUGAGAAGAGCUCUGAGACAGAUUCACAUGUACAGUCCUGUAUCUACAAUCUCCCCAAGAAGAACCUUAGUUUAACUGAUGCUGGGACUUACUACUGUGCUGUGGCCAUGUGUGGAGAGAUUCUGUUUGGAAAUGGAAGUAGGCUUGAAAUUGGAGAACCAAUUUCUGAGUUCGUCUGGACUGACUUAAAGGUCCCAGUUUUGGUAGCAACAAAUAUCUUGUGGUUGGUGAUCAUCGCUAUCCUUCUAUGUAAGAGAGUACAAAAACGACAAAAAGCAUUUUUUGCGGCUUUCAACGUUUCAGAUCCUGUGCAUCAAGAACGGCCUGCUGGUUAG